Messenger RNA from Dalotia coriaria, 1615 nucleotides. RefSeq names its product prostatic acid phosphatase-like. The record is from RefSeq and is a predicted model, not a curated record. Gene Ontology annotation, molecular function: phosphatase activity. The coding region runs from base 5 to 1135 and encodes 376 amino acids. Lineage: Eukaryota; Metazoa; Arthropoda; Insecta; Coleoptera; Staphylinidae. Gene Ontology annotation, biological process: dephosphorylation. The transcript is spliced from 5 exons.
UCAAAUGACGACGAGUCAGAAGCGCAAGAAGAUGCGCAACUAUUUUACCGUAUUCGCCGUGCUGGCAGUAUUACUCGCCGGGUUUAUAAUUUACGUUUGCGCACCCGGAACAGAGACAUUACAAUUAGUACACGUAUUGUUUAGACAUGGCGAACGCUCACCGUCAUCUUCAUAUACAAAUGAUCCGUAUAAAAACCACAAAUGGCCGGGAGGUUGGGAUCAGUUGAGUAUUACUGGAAAGAAACAAGAAUAUGCAUUAGGUUUAGAAUUACGCAGAAGAUACCAAAACUUCUUACAAAAUGAAUACGAUCCGAGAGUAUUCCUAAUGGAGAGUAGUUAUGCUGAUAGAUGUUUAAUGAGCGCGCAACUUUUAUUGGCUGGGUUGUUUCCACCCUCUGGUGGUGAAAUCUGGAAUGAAAAUUUACGUUGGCAGCCUAUUCCGGUACACAGCGUACCAAGAAACAUGGAUAAUAAAAUAGCAAUAAAACGAAGUUGUCCUGCAUUCCAACGUGCUCUCAACGAAUCCUACGCGACUCUUGCCGAAUCAAACGUGGAAAACCGUCAACUUUAUGAUUACCUCUCCGAGAACACCGGUGAUGAAAUUCGUGACAUCCGCACAUUGGAAACACUUUACAAUACGCUGGAAAUUGAACAGUUGAAUGGUUUCCAACUCCCCGAAUGGACAAACAGCGUGUUUCCCUCAAAAAUGAAAGACUUAGCGGCGUCCAGUCUUGCGUUGUUCACUAAAACAAUCGAAAUGAAGCGGUUGCAUGGCGGUGUGUUAGCAAAAGAAAUUCUUACCAACAUGGAGAUGAAAGCGUUGCAGAAAUUAACACCUAAUCGCAAAAUGAUUAUGUAUUCCGGGCAUGAUUUAACGAUUGUUACACUGUUGAGAGUUUUCGGGUUUCCAGAAUUGAUUAAACCCGAUUUUGGUGCGACAGUUAUCAUUGAAUUACAUAAAUAUACAGCGGAGGAGGAUCAUAUAGUUAAGUUCUUUUACUUGGAAAAUCCAAAUGGAAAAGCCACAGAACUACAUUUGGAAGGUUGUCGAAAAAAUGGCUGCCAUUUGACACGAGUAAAAGAAUUGCUGCAACCAGUAUUACCAGAAAAUUGGGAACAGGAAUGCCUAACAUAAAAAAUGCUCAAAUUACACAAAUAAAAAUCAUUAAAUUAAUACCAAAAUGGCCGCUACUCGAAUAUCAACCAUUUUGGUUGCUGAAAUAAACACAAAUAAAAUAUUUUUUUAAUUAUAUUGAGUAUCAUACUGCAUAUAAUACAUCGAAAUAAACUUACUUAAUGUAGCGGUUUUUCUGUUCGUUAGUAUUUGUUAAUUGCUGUCUGUCAUUGCGCACGCAAAAGUAUUAUAAACAAAAGAGAAAAAAUACAUCCGUACAUGUACGGAGAGCUAUCGUUAUACAGAUCUAUCAAUAGACAACUAAAUUGUAUCAACCGGGGCAAAAUAUAAAGGCGUCAAAAUGUGGUAAUUAUGUAGUAAAAUGUGAUCGUAUGUAAUGAUGUCAAUGUUGAUUUGUACAUAAACUUGUCUCGUGCGUGUUGUAUAUAUUGCUUUGCAUUGAUUGUUGAUCGAUGAGAAUAAAUAGAAGUUGAGAGUUCA